GUGCGGGGUCGGGGUCGGGGCCGGGCAUCGCUCCGGGCGAGGAGCACGUAGCUCGGCGCAGUCGGGCUGGGAAUACGGCCCCUGCCUGCUGCAGGGCAGUCUGAGGGGCCUGGAGAACUGGGGGGCGGAGCGGCCGUAGUCGGGUUAGGGGAGGUGAGGGGGCCGGGCCGCAGGGGCCGGGGCACCGUAGCGCUGCAGCUUCUCGCCGAGCCCUCCCUGCCCCGCUGCCCGUGCUGUCGCCUCCUGCCCCACUGCGAAUCGAGGCCACCCGCGCCAGUGGGCUGACGGGCCUGGGCGGCCGUGCCAGGCGCUGGAACACGCUGGACUGCACCGGGGACCUUCCCGGCCUCCGCGGGCCUCGGGCCCCUCGGGCUGCCACUCCUGGUCCUCUGCGAGUGUGCCAGGCCAGCCCCUGCUGUCUGCGGCCCGGCAGGAUCCGAGACCGACCCAUGACACAUCCCUGGACGUGUUCAAGGCUGGGUUGGACAGGUCUUGGAGCAACCUGGUCUACUGGAAGGUGUCCUGCCUGUGGGAGUGAAACUGGAUGAGCUUUAACGUCCUUUCCCACCCAAACUGCUGCAUGAUUCCAUGACCCUGCAGAGCUUCCUGAGAGCUGGGCCGAUAUGCAGGAGCCACUGCUUGAGGGGAUGUGCUUCACCCUCAAGUAUCUGGGCAUGACGCUGGUAGAAAAACCAAAAGGAGAAGACAUGGCUGCUGCUGCCAUCCGCAGGAUCGUGGCCACGGCACGGGUUGGAGCUCGCAAGUUUCAGAAGGUGAUUCUGACAGUGUCUCCAAGGGGCAUCUCACUGCAGGAUGCAGACACUAAGGAGAUGGUGGAAAACAUCUCCAUCUACAGGAUCUCCUACUGCACGACAGACAAGCUGCAGAACAAAGUCUUUGCUUAUGUUGCCCAGAGCCAGGAGAGCGGGGCACUGGAGUGCCAUGCCUUCCUCUCACCCAAGAAGAAGAUUGCCCAGGCUGUGACUCUGACUGUGGCCCAGGCCUUUCAGAUGGCACUGGAUCUCUGGGAAGCAGCACAUGCAGGCUCUAGGCAGGAUCAGCCCCUUCACCCUUCAUGUGUCUUGGAGAGCAGUGAGGCCGGCAGACCCCGUGAGCCAGCCCCCCCAGGGAGCGCUCCCUUCACACACCACUUUGGGGAGGAAGAGGAGGAGGAGGAGGAAGAUGAUAAUGUCAGUGAAACCUUGUCUGGGAGGCCAUGCUUGGGGUAUGAUGGAUGCUGUGUUCUCUUCCAAAGCAGCAUGGAGGAGCUGGGGAGGGGACUCCACAGCCCAGCAGAAUUAACACCUCUUGUGCCCCCAUCGAGCUCUCCUACAGCACAGCUACUGUGCUACCGCCUGGGGCCACCCCCGGACAGCUGGAUGGUGCUGGGAGGGGCUGCAGACUCCCCCAGCACUGGCACCAGGACUGCUGGCCCCAAGACUCCCCUGGGCUAAGCCAAAUCUCUGCAACAAUGGACCAGCCACUCAGGAUUCACCCUGUGCCUGCGCCUGGGCCAGCCAGUGCCUGCCGCUGCCCUGGCACUGCCCUGCUGGCACGGGGGCUGCUGGCACUGCUGCCAUGGAGUGCACAGGCUGCAGCACCUGCUCCCUGCCAUGUGCCGCCUGCAUGAACCGCCUCGAGCUGCAGCUGCUCCCAGCUUGGGCGGGGGGACCUGUGCUCCUCGCUCUGCUCACUGCCAGGCCGUGCAGGGCCACCCUGCGUGCUCUGAGCCUGCCUGAUGCAGGCAGUGUACACCCUCAGGGAGCAACAGCUCUUGGUCUGGAGCAGUGCGUGAUGAAGGCCUUUCCCCUGCAGUUCAGCCCCACACCCUCUCACAAAUGAAAUUACCUGGUUUUUAAAGGAAAGCUCUGCCUUCAGAGUGAAAUAAAUUGAGUUUUUUAUUAUUGUCA
This is a messenger RNA of Passer domesticus (house sparrow), 1910 nucleotides long. RefSeq names its product low density lipoprotein receptor adapter protein 1-like. Bases 624 to 1454 code for a protein of 276 amino acids. The transcript has 9 exons. Lineage: Eukaryota; Metazoa; Chordata; Aves; Passeriformes; Passeridae. The record is from RefSeq and is a predicted model, not a curated record.